CAUGCCGGAUUUUCUACUUUACGAUCGUAGAAAAUCCAAAACAACUUCCUGUUUGUGUCCGAUUAUUAUCAAAUAAAAUUGUUAAACAUCUGCUCAGCAAGGUCCAGUUAUAAGUGACAAAGUGUACUGAAGUGUGAUACCUAGCAGUAGUGCGAAGAAAUAUGGCGAAACGUGUACAACCGACGUGGCAAACUCCGGUGCCUUCGAAGGAGCAACCCAAACUUCGGCUGUACAACAGUUUGACCCGGCAGAAGGAACUGUUUGUGCCGAAGGAUGGUAGGAAUGUGAAGUGGUACAGUUGCGGGCCGACGGUGUACGAUGCGUCGCAUAUGGGCCAUGCCCGGUCGUACAUUAGCUUUGAUAUUCUGAGACGGGUGCUGACGGAUUACUUCGGGUACAAUGUUCUGUAUGUGAUGAACAUUACUGACAUCGAUGAUAAGAUUAUCAAGCGGGCCAGGCAGAACUACCUGUACGAACAGUAUGUGGAAAGGACAACGUCGCUGGAAAAACUGCUGGAGGAUAACAAAGAGGUGAUGGAGGCGUUCCAAGGGAAUCUGAGUAAGACGACCGAUCCGGACAAGAAGGCGAUGAUGGAACGGAUGUUGGAGAAGUUGACCGCGGCGGUGGACAAUCUGACGAUAGCGGUGAAGAGUGGAGAGAAGGAACAGGUGAAGGAAGCUCAGAGCCGGUUUCUGGAAGACUCGAAGGAUCCCCUGUCGGACCUGCUGGAUAAGAAGGAAGGAGCUUCGGUGAGCGAGAAUUCGAUCUUUGAAACGUUGCCACGGUACUGGGAAGAUGAAUUCCAUAAGGACAUGAAUGCCCUCAACGUUCUGUCGCCCGAUGUGCUGACAAGGGUGAGCGAAUAUGUGCCGCAGAUUGUCGAGUAUAUUCAGAAAAUUAUCGACAACGGGCUGGCUUACGAGGCGAAUGGAUCGGUCUAUUUCGAUGUUGGCGGAUUCGACAAACGCGAAAAGCACUACUAUGCUAAGUUGGUUCCGGAAGCUUAUGGGGAUGCCAAGUCCUUGCAGGAAGGAGAAGGAGAUCUUAGCUCGACGGAGGAGCGCCUGUCGGAGAAGCGUUCGCCUAAUGAUUUCGCCCUUUGGAAGAACAGCAAAGCUGGGGAACCGUGGUGGGAUAGCCCAUGGGGAAAAGGACGUCCCGGAUGGCAUAUCGAGUGCUCCGCGAUGGCUUCCGACAUUUGUGGCAACUACUUGGACAUUCACACGGGAGGGGUGGAUUUGAAAUUCCCCCAUCACGAUAACGAGUUGGCCCAGAGCGAAGCGCAUGACGGUAGCUCCGAGUGGGUCAAGUAUUUCCUCCACACGGGACAUUUGACAAUCGCCGGGUGCAAGAUGUCCAAAUCCCUGAAGAACUUUGUGACUAUUCAGCAAGCACUUCAGAAGCACACUGUCACGCAGCUUCGGUUGGCUUUCCUCUUGCAUUCCUGGAAGGACACCUUGGACUACUCGGACAAUACGAUGGAAAUGGCCGUUCAGUACGAACGAUUCCUGAACGAGUUCUUCCUCAACGUAAAAGAUUUAACCCGACACGUUGUUAGCGGAAAACCGCGUGAUCAGUUUAACCUUUGGACUGCCGUAGAAUCAGAUCUUCAGCAGAAGCUGAACAGCAUAAAGGAAGCGGUUCAUGAAGCUCUAUGCGACAACGUCGAUACCCGGACGGCUUUGGAUGCUAUCCGAGAUUUGGUGUCCCAUAGUAAUGUCUACAUUCGUGAUCACAAAAAUCAGCUGAACGCACUGCUUCUGAGAAGAAUCGCCAGCUAUAUUACCGACUUGCUGCACAUUUUCGGUGCCAUUAGUGGGCCUCGCGGAGGGAUCGGUUUCCCGGUGGGAGGAAACUCCGGAAGUGCUGAUCUCGAAGAAACGGUCAUGCCCUACCUGGCAGUCCUGUCCGAUUUCCGCACGGCCGUCCGCGAACAAGCGCGCACCCUGAAGGCGACCGAAAUUCUUCAACUGUGCGAUCAAAUCCGCGACGAUAUCCUCCCGAACCUUGGUGUCCGGCUGGAAGAUCGCGAAGGCAAUGCGUCCGCCCUGAAGCUGGUCGAUAGGGAAGUGCUUCUUAAGGAACGGGAAGCCAAACGCUCAGAAGAAGCUCGCAAAGCAGCCGAGAAGGAACGGAAGAAGGCCGAAGCGGCGGCUGCCCAGGCCGCAAAGGAUGCCCAGCGGAAGAUCAACCCGGUGGAUUUGUUCCGCAGCGAGACGGACAAGUAUUCCGCCUUCGACGAGCGUGGACUGCCGACGCACGAUGCCGAUGGGAAGGAGGUCAGCAAGGGACAGCAGAAGAAGCUGCAAAAACUACAGCAACAGCAGGAGAAGCGCUAUCAGGAGUAUUUGGAUUCGCUGAAAGCUUGAGUUGGUGGAUUUUGAUUUUUUUUUUGUUAAUGUGAU
Ochlerotatus camptorhynchus is the source of this 2405-nucleotide messenger RNA. RefSeq names its product cysteine--tRNA ligase, cytoplasmic (gene CysRS). Gene Ontology annotation, biological process: cysteinyl-tRNA aminoacylation. The record is from RefSeq and is a predicted model, not a curated record. Bases 162 to 2369 code for a protein of 735 amino acids. NCBI's taxonomy places the organism in Eukaryota, Metazoa, Arthropoda, Insecta, Diptera, Culicidae. The transcript is spliced from 3 exons. Gene Ontology annotation, molecular function: ATP binding; cysteine-tRNA ligase activity. Gene Ontology annotation, cellular component: cytoplasm.